GGAGCGGGUCGCGCUGGAGGGGGGCGGAGGCGGAAGUGGCGGUGCCGGGCCCGGGGAGUAGGAAGAAGCCGGGGCUGUAGCCGGAGUGGAGCGGCUGCCAGCCGAGGAGCAGGCGCGGCCGCGGCGCCAUAUUGCGGCCCUCAGCGGCCGCGACCGAGUCAUGGCCGAGACCUACGACUUCCUCUUCAAAUUCCUGGUGAUUGGCAGUGCAGGAACUGGCAAAUCAUGUCUCCUUCAUCAGUUCAUUGAGAAUAAGUUCAAACAGGACUCCAACCACACGAUCGGCGUGGAGUUUGGAUCCCGGGUGGUCAACGUGGGUGGGAAGACUGUGAAGCUACAGAUUUGGGACACGGCUGGCCAGGAGCGGUUUCGGUCGGUGACGCGGAGUUAUUACCGAGGGGCAGCUGGAGCCCUGCUGGUGUACGACAUCACCAGCCGGGAGACGUACAACUCACUGGCUGCCUGGCUGACGGAUGCCCGCACCCUGGCCAGCCCCAACAUCGUGGUCAUCCUCUGUGGCAACAAGAAGGACCUGGACCCUGAGCGGGAGGUCACUUUCCUGGAGGCCUCCCGCUUUGCCCAGGAGAAUGAGCUGAUGUUUCUGGAGACCAGCGCUCUCACAGGUGAGAACGUGGAAGAGGCGUUCCUCAAGUGUGCCCGCACCAUCCUCAACAAGAUUGACUCAGGUGAGCUAGACCCCGAGAGGAUGGGAUCCGGCAUCCAGUACGGGGACGCGUCCCUCCGCCAGCUUCGGCAGCCUCGGAGUGCCCAGGCCGUGGCCCCUCAGCCGUGUGGCUGCUGAGCCUUGCGGAGCCAGCUCACCUGUUCUUCAGGACCAGCCCUGCCCUUCCGGCUGGGGCCCAGGCCCAGGCUCUGAGAGGCCAUGUCCCAACCUGCCCUGGCCCCGGAGAAGCUGCGCCGCCACCUGUCCCCCUUCCUUGGUGGGGCCUGGCUUUGGGGCAAGACUGAGCCACGGGGGAAGGGGGAUCCCGUACCUGCUGCUGCUUCCUCUGUCUUGGCUAACCUCUGUCCCCCUGAACCCCUAACCAUACCCCAAGAGCUCCCAAAGCCUGAGACCAGGGUCAUUUGUCCCUACCUCCCCGCCUGGCCCUGCUGUUGCUAGUACCUGUUAUUUAUUACCUGGAGGCCUGUCCAGCACCCACCCUACCCCCAUAAAGCAUUGUUUACACCUGUG
Molecule: messenger RNA, 1195 nt
Organism: Cercocebus atys (sooty mangabey)
Lineage: Eukaryota; Metazoa; Chordata; Mammalia; Primates; Cercopithecidae
Gene: RAB4B
Product: RAB4B, member RAS oncogene family
Exons: 8
Coding region: 161-802 (213 amino acids)
Biological process (GO): regulation of endocytosis; Rab protein signal transduction
Cellular component (GO): endosome
Molecular function (GO): GTPase activity; GTP binding
Source: RefSeq, a predicted model, not a curated record